CCCCCCCUCAAUAUGCUCUUCACAAGCAAGUCCCUUUUGCUCGUUCUGGGCACUCAGCUCUUGGCCGUGAGCGCCGCUCCAGUCUCGAGUGCUUCCAGCUCCGAGACCAGUAAGCCAACACCCGCUCAGUAUGGCAACUAUGGAGACUACGGCAACUACGGCAACUACGCCUCGUAUGGCACAUACAAGAGAGACGAGGUUCCAGAAGGCGAGGCCGAUGAUAUCGAGUCUACCACCACAACCACACCUACGAAAGCCCCUACCCAGACUCCUAUCAGCUAUGGCAACUACGGCAACUACGGUCAGUACGGCUCCUAUGGAAAGUACAAUCUCGAGAAGAGAGAUGACAGCAGCUCCACAACUCUCUCUACUACCGAGACACCAACUGCCACACCGAUCAGCUACGGAAACUAUGGUGAAUACGGAAACUACGGUGGCUACGGAUCGUACGGGUCGUACAAGAGGGACGAGGUCCCAGAAGCUGAAGAGAGCAAGGCUACUACUACUACUACUACCACCACCACCGCGGCCCCUACUGCUACCCCCGUGGACUAUGGAAGCUACGGUAACUACGGCAAGUAUGGCUCCUACGGAAGCUAUGGAGCUGCCGUCGCCCAAGAAUAAACUUGCAAUGACGGUUGUGACCAUGUAACACGGUCGCAGGGCUAUGUGUAACAGCUCCUAUCAAUGAAAUUUACCGGAUGGUCAAUGGUUCUGGCCCCGUGUCCGUCAGGAUGAACUGGAAACGUGAGACUACAAGGGAGAGGGCAAGCAAGGGGUAUGUCAUCGUUAUUUUGUGUGAUCGGCGAUGGUGGCCUUUUGCAAACAUUGGAUUGGAUAGUAAUACUUCGCGAGGACGAAUAAUGCAUAUUGAACAUUCUUAUCAAGCAUAAUUAAUUAGAAACAGUAUGAACGUGUGUGUUUUCGUUCCGGUGUUGGUGUUUUGAUCCGUGGUAGGGCUCACUUGGC
Molecule: messenger RNA, 969 nt
Organism: Aspergillus alliaceus
Lineage: Eukaryota; Fungi; Ascomycota; Eurotiomycetes; Eurotiales; Aspergillaceae
Exons: 1
Coding region: 13-624 (203 amino acids)
Source: RefSeq, a predicted model, not a curated record